AUGAGUUUCCGCAAACGCAACAUCGUCAUCAACCGCGGCCCCUCCCCACACACGCCCACGCCCACGCCCACGCCCCCCGCCGCCACCGCCCCCAAGCCGCCCACCCCGGGCAUCCGCCCCUCGCCCAUCAACGGCCAGCCCACGACCUCCACGGGCACGCCCUCGCUCGACGCGCUGCUCGCCGGCCACGCCGGCCUGCCGCUGGGAUGCUCCGUGCUCAUUGAGGAGCCGGGCACGACGGACUUUGGCGGCGCGCUGCUGCGGUACUAUGCGGCGGAGGGGAUUGUGCAGGGCCAUGCGGUCACGGUGGUGGGUGCGCCGGAGGCGUGGGUGAGGGAUCUGCCGGCGGUGACGGGCGCGGAGGAGGUGGGGGAUGAGACGGGAAGUGGGGGUGCGGAGAAGGGGAGUGGGAAGAUGAAGAUUGCGUGGAGGUAUGAGAGGCUGGGGGGGUUUGGGAGUGGGAUUGGGGGCAGUCGGGCACCACCACCCCCCGCCGGCAGCAGCACCACAACCCCCGCCGACACCACCGCCCCCGCCACCCCCUUCUGCCACACCUACGACCUCACCAAGCGCCUCACCCUCCCGCCCACCUCCAAACUCGCCUUCAUCCCCCCACCACCCCCCACCAGCGCCACCCCCUUCGCCCACAUCCUCACGCAGCUCACCACCGCCAUCACCACCCACUCCCCACACCCCCACCGCAUCCUCCUCCCCUCCCUCCUCUCCCCACUCCUCUACCCCCCCUCCGCCGCCACCCCCUCCCACCUCCUCCCCUUCCUGCACGCCCUGCGCGCGCUCCUGCGCUCCCACCCGGCCCUCACACUCAUGGCCAGCCUGCCGCUCGAGCUGUACCCGCGCGCCAGCGGGCUCGUGCGCUGGGCCGAGGUGCUGGCCGACUGCGUUGUUGAGCUGACGCCGUUCGGGCACUCUGCGAAGGAGGAGGGGUCGCCGCAGGGCUUGGUGAGGGUGUGGAAGGUGCCGGUUGUGGGGGAGAAGGGCGGGGGCGUGGGGGGCGCGGUGGGCAGGGGUGAGGAUCUGGCGUUUGUGGUGACCAGGAGGAGGUUUGAGAUUGGGCCGUAUUCGCUGCCGCCGAUGGAGGAGGAGGAGGGGGGGAAGGGGGCGAAGAAGGUGGAUGUGGACUUUUAG
This is a messenger RNA of Morchella sextelata, 1146 nucleotides long. RefSeq lists its product as uncharacterized. Gene Ontology annotation, cellular component: transcription elongation factor complex; cytoplasm; elongator holoenzyme complex. Gene Ontology annotation, biological process: tRNA wobble uridine modification. The transcript has 2 exons. NCBI's taxonomy places the organism in Eukaryota, Fungi, Ascomycota, Pezizomycetes, Pezizales, Morchellaceae. The record is from RefSeq and is a predicted model, not a curated record. Bases 1 to 1146 code for a protein of 381 amino acids.